Molecule: messenger RNA, 582 nt
Organism: Hyphopichia burtonii NRRL Y-1933
Lineage: Eukaryota; Fungi; Ascomycota; Pichiomycetes; Serinales; Debaryomycetaceae
Exons: 1
Coding region: 1-582 (193 amino acids)
Source: RefSeq, a predicted model, not a curated record
AUGGAGUUGAGUAUUAUCAUACUCCACUAUGACUCAUUAAGAAAUGGCAGGAUUAAUAAAAGGACUAAUGAUUACGGUAAGGGCAUUGUGGAAAUUAACAUCGCCAACAAUACUUAUGUGUUGUUAACAGCAAAUGGUACCGACUACCAGCAAGGUAGAUUAUCAUUAACGAGCGGUGGUUAUUCAAAUGAUACGAACGAGGUAGUACCAGCACAUGCUAUUUGGUAUUCGUGGGGGCAUGGGGUUAGAUUGGACUUGAUAGCUCCAGUUAACAAGACUGAAUCGGCGAAUGUAGUGAGUCGGGAUUUAAACCCAAACCUUAUUUACACAGCGGUCGGUUCCUUAGUGAUGGAAUGCCAAUAUACCCUAGGGGCAAGCUCUAAUAGUGGGUUAAAUAUAGGUACAUUAUAUGAUAAUGCUUUGAAUAAGGCAGGUGAAGGACAAAGCUUACACUGGAAAAUGAAUGCAUUCCAUGCUUAUAUUGGUAAAACUAGCAGACUCAAGUGUGAGACUAAGGUAUACGACCAUACCGAAACUCAUGACAGUUGGCGUAGCUGGGAUGAUGUAUGGGCUAGUUUUUGA